UUGAAGCAGAAAUUUGCCCUUACCUACUUUCAAAAUGUAAAUAAACUAAAGCCUCCUUUUCGCUCAAGAACUUGAGAAACUAUACUAUAAAGUAUUAAAUAAAUAGUCUAAGGAUUUGCUUAGAUAUAUUUUUAUGAAUAAAUAUCCUAUACAAUGAUCCAUAUUUCUGCUUAAAUAGAAACAACAAAAAGUUAUGUAAGAGGUUUACCAAAAAUAAGGAAGCAGCUUGGAAAAGAUUCAGUGAGUCAGAUAUCUUAACUUAUUGAUUCUUAUAAAUAAGUUUGUGUGUUCCAUCUGGCUCAACACAUUUUCAUUUCCUUUCCAUCAUUAUUGUUUUAAUGAAGAUGCUGCGACAUUCUCUUCUGCAACCAAGAUUGAUGAAUAUAUCUCACUACUUUUUUCAAGAAGUGUACAAUAUUGGAAAGACACAUUUAUCAUCACCUCAAUGUGUUAGUUUACUAAAUAAGACAAAAUUUCUUCAAGUUCCAUCAUUACACACAUCUGCAAAAGUGCAUUGUAAAAAACAUGAAAUGGAAGUAUCCCAAAAAGAUUUGGCCUCUAGAGAACAUUAUUUUAGAGAAAUUAAAUCAAAAGAUAAAGAAACGUUCUUAAAAGUCAUGAAAACCUUCGAUACUCCUGAUAAACUUAGAAGAGGCCAUGUUGAAUUUAUUUACGCUGCCUUGAAAUGCAUGGAAGUUUACGGAGUUAAUUUUGAUCUAGAAUCAUACAAAAAAUUGAUGGAUGUGUUUCCAAAAGGAAAAAUGCUUCCAAGAAAUCUUAUUCAAGCUGAGUUCUUUCAUUAUCCAAGACAACAAGAUUGUGCCAUUGUUCUUUUAGAUCAAAUGGAAUAUUAUGGUGUUUGCCCAGACAGAGAAAUGGUUGAGAUUGUUAAGAAUGUGUUUGGAAAAAGCUCACAUGUUUACAAAAAAUUAGUUCGUAUGAUGUACUGGAUGCCUAAACUUAAAAAUAUUAAUCCAUAUUUGAUGCCUGAUCCAAUGCCCGCUGAUCCUCGAGAACUUGCCAGAUUAGCUCUGAAAAAAAUGUCUGUAGAUAUCCGAACAAAGAUUACAGAAUAUGAAGCUAAGGAGAUCGAAGAAUCCAAUGAUAAAACAUGGAUUAUGAGUGCUCAAAGUCCUGUACAACAGAAACUAAUUCAGCAACAUCCUGUAGAAAAAGCUCUUUUUAUUGAAGGCCCGUCAUUGGUUUGGUUGAAAAGAUUAUCAAUGUCCUACUUUGUCUUGCGUGCCGAUCCCAAAUUCUAUCCAGAUUUAGAAGUUGAUGAUGAUGAUGUUACAAAUUUGUCUUUAUUUAUGUUUGGCGAACCUAAGCCUAAAGAAUUGGUUUUAGCUCCCUCUUCUGUACAUGAACAAGAAGACGGCAUUAUUAUGGCAAUGUGCUGUACAGGGACAUCCAGUAAAGACUCCCUUUUAUCAUGGAUUCGUUUUUUGCAAAAGUCAAAUCCUAAGUUGGACAAUAUUCCUGUUCUUUUCAAGAUAAAAUCCUCACCCACAACACUGGUUUCCGUGAAUGCAGAAAAAAUUGGAGAAGAAGCUAAACCAGUUGAAGAAGAUGCUAGGUCAUAAAAAAUACUUCCUGUUGAACUUUUAAAUUUUAGAUUUUUUUUUAAAAUAGAAUUAAAAUAUGAGAUUAAAUAAUUUAUCAAUCACAAA
This is a messenger RNA of Parasteatoda tepidariorum (common house spider), 1670 nucleotides long. RefSeq names its product evolutionarily conserved signaling intermediate in Toll pathway, mitochondrial (gene ECSIT). The record is from RefSeq and is a predicted model, not a curated record. NCBI's taxonomy places the organism in Eukaryota, Metazoa, Arthropoda, Arachnida, Araneae, Theridiidae. Gene Ontology annotation, biological process: innate immune response; cell surface receptor protein serine/threonine kinase signaling pathway. Gene Ontology annotation, cellular component: mitochondrion.